Molecule: messenger RNA, 552 nt
Organism: Rhagoletis pomonella (apple maggot)
Lineage: Eukaryota; Metazoa; Arthropoda; Insecta; Diptera; Tephritidae
Product: serine protease persephone-like
Exons: 3
Coding region: 1-552 (183 amino acids)
Biological process (GO): proteolysis
Molecular function (GO): serine-type endopeptidase activity
Source: RefSeq, a predicted model, not a curated record
AUGAACCAAAAUUCUACCUCAAUUAAAGACAAUUGUGGCGGUACGUUAUUCGUGACCGCCAGUGCCACCUACGUACACGAGAACUAUUCAAGUGUUUUAAAUAAUUUUGAUCUUGGCUUGAUUGAAUUGGCUAAAGAUGCUGAAUAUAGUGUCAAGGUUUACCCAACUUGCCUGCACACUGAUCUUACGGAUCUGCCGGAUAACACCGAACUGAUUGUGACCGGUUGGGGAGUCACCGAAAAUAAGACAACUUCAGCUCGCUUGUUGGCAGCCAAGCUGAAUACGGUACCGCUUGCACAAUGCAACAUUAGUUAUGCCGAUCAGAUGACGUAUGAGACGCAGCUUUGUGCCUUUGCUCCGGGGCGAGAGGCUUGUUGGGGUGACUCAGGCGUCCCAUUGCAACUAGUCAAAGACAAAUCGUUGGGUAAAUAUAAAGUUGUUGGUGUCGUUUCAUUUGGUUUAGUUUGUGGCACAAAGUUACCGGGUGUCUACACAAAGGUGGCAGGGUUUUUGGACUUUAUCGAAAGCAUUGUUUGGCCUGAUGGCAGAUAA